Messenger RNA from Ruditapes philippinarum (Manila clam), 1476 nucleotides. Its product is annotated as KICSTOR subunit 2-like. The coding region runs from base 105 to 593 and encodes 162 amino acids. The record is from RefSeq and is a predicted model, not a curated record. Gene Ontology annotation, cellular component: KICSTOR complex. Gene Ontology annotation, biological process: protein localization to lysosome; cellular response to amino acid starvation; negative regulation of TORC1 signaling. The transcript has 4 exons. Lineage: Eukaryota; Metazoa; Mollusca; Bivalvia; Venerida; Veneridae.
UCUUGAUUGCUUUGUCCUCAUUUAAUAUAAGAGAUGGGUUAUUUUUUUUCCAGUUUAGCUUGUAUUUCUAUGAUGUAUUGAGUAAACAAACAACACCUGUUGAAAUGAAAGCAUUGUCAGCCAAAAAUUUAGAGGAUUACUUUACCAAGGUUGUAGCAUUCCAGAAGAAGACUGAUGCUCUGAAUGUGUCACUGGUGCUGGAUGCUCAGGACAUCGAGCAAGUGUACAAGGGUCCGGGCUACCACCAUCCGGCUAAACAGUUUGACCGGCCAACCGGGCUUGAUAGUUAUCCUGUUAUAUUCUCAUAUCCUGGGGAUCACCCUGGUAACCAUUGGCCAAACGUUGUGAUGAUGAUCAGUGACAGAGUGAUAGAAACAGAUAAAGUCACAUGUAUAUAUGAUAAGGGUGUUCAAAGUACGUACUUUAUUAUCAAUGCAGAUCCAAAGAUUUACAUAGUUGUGAUAUAUGACAGUAAGAAAUCGGAAAAAGACUCGUAUGUCAACAAUUUCUUGAUAGACCUAAGCUCCAUGCUGAGAUGUGCGAAACAUUUUGCAACCUUAAAACCAGGUUCAAGAGUGGGUUCAAGAAAAUGAUGAUGCCACAAACAUAGAUUUUAACUACCAGCUACAAAUGUCAAACAUUACAAAUUAAAACCGGGUUCAAGAGUCGGUUCAAGAAAAUGAUGAUGCCACAAACAUAGAUUUUAACUACCAGCUACAAAUGUCAAAUAUUACAAAUUAAAACCGGGUUCAAGAGUGGGUUCAAGAAAAUGAUGAUGCCACAUAGAUUUUAAAUAUCACAAAUGUGGAACAUUACAAACGUUAGUUAAAACACCUGGUCGAAAAAAAAAAAGAAUCUUGCCAGUUUGUGAUAUAUAUUUAUUAUAUUGUAGAGGAGAUGAUAUUCAGUUGCUAGGCAACAUGAAAUGCGACAGUGAUAAGAUGCUUAAAUAUUGGUGUGGCAGAAUAGUAUGUGCAAUAUUAAUUAUGUUAGAUUUAUUAAAAAAUUCUUAUUAGAUUUAUUACAUUGUUCAUGGAAUAUAUUAUUUUUUUCUGAUACUGUCAAAUUUUUGUUAAAGACCACUUGCAUUUUAACACCAUCAUGUAAAUAAAGGCCUCUAUUCAACAGCAAUUAAUAGAUUCAAUAGAAUAGAGUAACCUCCAAGUAAAGACCAUUUGUCUAGGAAGGCCAUGUUUGGUCUCUCCUUUGGGUGGUCUUUGUUCACAGGUUUAUGAAACAUUUAAAUGAAACAUGCUUGUUUAACGUCUACAAAUGUUUUGAUGUCAAUCAAGCCUCUAGAUGACUAAGUUUACUAACACACAUCAUUGUCAGUUGAAUGCUUUCAAAGUUAGCAUAAUAAUUGUGUUUUAGCUAAUUUUGACCUAUUUUGAUGGAUAUGAUGCCUUUAAAAUAUUUACUUGUUUAUUCCCAGAUUUAAAAAUCAUUGCUAAUUGUUGAUUAAAUGAAAAAAGUACA